Molecule: messenger RNA, 534 nt
Organism: Jaminaea rosea
Lineage: Eukaryota; Fungi; Basidiomycota; Exobasidiomycetes; Microstromatales
Exons: 1
Coding region: 1-534 (177 amino acids)
Source: RefSeq, a predicted model, not a curated record
AUGGCAACGAAAGCAGCAGAUCAACCCCAACAUGCUGUCAACGAAUAUCAGGACUGCAUUCUCUGUCGGCUCACGGGGACUGUGGUGAUGUCAAUGCUGAGCCUGGGAGCCUUCAAGGAAGCAUGGCGACUGCAUCGCGAGGCCGGCACAGGUAACCGCAUGUCUUCGGCCUCAGCUCAGGCUCAGACGGCCGAGGUGAUGAAGGGUGCAGCAGCCACCGUCUCCCGCCUUGUCAAGGCGAUGGCCGUCUUCCCUCCGAGCGCAGGGUCAGAUACUCCGGCCGCAGCUUCGCGACGAGCGCCAUUGUCUCCUGCACCUGCCCCCUCAUCUCCUGGCGGCAGCACUGCUGCUGCGCCCUCUUUGAAAAGGCCAGUUGGCCAUCCAACAGGCCGUGUAGCCUUUCUCGCUCUGGCUGGCGUUGGCUUCGCCGGCGCCGCGAUCUGGCGAGCGGUAAUGCCUGCGAACAAGCCCAUUCAGCCUGUCGCCACGAGAGAAGCAAAUGGAGACAAGCAACAACAAUCGUUUGCAGCAUGA